Morone saxatilis (striped sea-bass) is the source of this 4360-nucleotide messenger RNA. RefSeq names its product oxytocin receptor (gene oxtra). Gene Ontology annotation, molecular function: oxytocin receptor activity; peptide binding; vasopressin receptor activity. The transcript is spliced from 2 exons. Bases 528 to 1709 code for a protein of 393 amino acids. Gene Ontology annotation, cellular component: membrane. The record is from RefSeq and is a predicted model, not a curated record. Gene Ontology annotation, biological process: maternal process involved in parturition; female pregnancy; regulation of systemic arterial blood pressure by vasopressin. Lineage: Eukaryota; Metazoa; Chordata; Actinopteri; Moronidae.
UUCCUGCAGCAUUUUUUUCUAGUAAUAUUUUAAUUUACUGAUUUAAAUUUUAAUUUCUAAAGUUCAUAUAUAUUUAUAUAUGUAUAUAUUUGCUAUAUUUCCAUAAGGCAUUUCUUUGGAUUUACUCAGUAUGAUUUUGGAGAAUUACCUAUGAGGAGUGAGGUGUACUGAUCACGUAUUUUAGACCCUACUUUUGCUGUCCACAUUGUAAUUUCUGCACCUUUAGAUGACCUUUCUCUUGGUGUCCACAAUUUGACACGUUUCAUAUUAUUUAGAUAAGUGGAAAGAUUUUCUCCUCUCAAGCGGUUUGAGUUUUUUUUCUUUUUUUUUUCCAGAAAGUAUGGGUGAUUGAGGUUAAACCAAUCCUUGUUGAUCACUUCAGAAAUAUGUUUUGAGCCUCACGCUUCGUCUUGUCACCUGUGAGGACGCAAGGAAGACUUUGCCACUUAAAACCCCUUCAGGUGACUCCUUCAGCCAUUGCAUGACUGCACAACCCUGACGCAUCUGCAGAGGACAAGACUGCGGCAAUGGAAAGUAUUUCAAAUGAAAGUGACUUUUGGCAAUUUAACGAAUCCUGGCGAAACUCAAGUCUCGUUAACGGGACCGGUUUGUUGAAUCAGACGAACCCUCUGAAGCGGAAUGAAGAAGUGGCGAAGGUGGAGGUGACUGUGCUCGCCCUGGUGCUGUUUCUGGCGCUGGCGGGGAACCUGUGCGUCCUGCUGGCCAUCCACACCACCAAGCACAGCCAGUCUCGCAUGUAUUACUUCAUGAAGCACCUGAGCAUCGCUGAUCUAGUUGUGGCGGUAUUUCAAGUUCUCCCUCAACUUAUCUGGGACAUUACAUUUCGGUUCUAUGGACCGGACAUUUUGUGCAGGUUGGUGAAAUACCUACAGGUCGUUGGGAUGUUCGCCUCCACUUACAUGUUAGUUUUGAUGUCUGUCGACAGGUGUUUGGCAAUCUGUCAGCCUCUUCGUUCUUUGCACAGGAGAAAAGACCGUUUUUAUGUCAUAUUUUCCUGGGUCCUGAGCCUGCUCUUCAGUGUCCCGCAGAUGUUCAUUUUUUCCCUGAGAGAGGUUGGCUCGGCCGGAUCAGGAGUGUAUGACUGCUGGGGCGACUUCGUGAAGCCUUGGGGUGCCAAAGCUUACAUCACAUGGAUCAGCCUCACUAUAUAUAUCAUCCCGGUGGCAAUUCUGAGCAUCUGCUAUGGGCUCAUAAGCUUCAAAAUAUGGCAAAACUUUAAACUGAAAACCAGGCGGGAGCAGUGUAUAAGCCUGACGCCCAAAACCUCCAAAGGCAACACGCUGGCCCGAGUGAGCAGCGUCAAGCUCAUCUCCAAGGCAAAGAUAACCACAGUGAAAAUGACUUUUGUGAUCGUCGUAGCUUAUAUCGUCUGCUGGACCCCCUUUUUCUCUGUUCAGAUGUGGUCUGCGUGGGAUCCAGCAGCGCCCCGUGAAGCCAUGCCCUUCAUCAUCUCCAUGCUGCUGGCCAGCCUCAACAGCUGCUGUAACCCCUGGAUCUACAUGUGCUUCGCCGGGCAUCUGUUCCAGGAUCUUAGGCAGAACUUUCUGUGCUGUUCUACUCGCUACCUCAAGUCAUCCCAGUGCCGCUGUGAGCGUGACUUUGACUCUAGUCACAAGAGCAACUCCUCAACCUUUGCCAUUAAGAGCACUAGCAGUCAGAGGAGCAUCACACAGACUUCCACCACAUAAGCACCCGCCCUCCCUCCCCUUUCUCAAGCUGCCCACCAUGCCUUUCAUCACACGCUGUCGGCCAUAAAAUAUCAGUUCACCUCCUUCUGAUUCCUCUCGCCCUGAGGCUUGCUGUUCAAGCCUAUAAGGGACAAACAACGAAAGUCUUAAUCUUUUAUUUUCAGUACUUCACCGUGUAAAAUGUAAAUGGAAUUGUGAAACAGAAAAAAUUUACAGAAUAUUAUUUUGUUCAUAAAACCUUACUAGAUAAUCAUGGACCAAGCUAAGCUAUCACCUGAAUCCUUUUGUUUUAGAUGUACAGAAUAUAUAUUUACAUAUUUGCAGUGCAGACAAAGUAAAUGAAGAAGAAGAGAAUAUUUGAAUCAGUGAUUUUUGUAAGCCACCUAUAGAUUCAGUUGUUGUCACCAGCAAAGCUUAUGGAUCUUGUUUGUCUGUGUUAUGAUGAAAUUGCUCACCUGUUAUAUAUAUUGUGUAUGAUGUUGUUCACUUUGUUACAUUUGCAGUGGGUUGCAUACAUGUAAACUGUUACUUGAGAUAUUGUUAGAUGUGAGAUGUCAUGGCUGUCACUGGUAAAGGUUUUUAAAGUUUAAAAAAGAAAUAAAGAAAGAAAGCAGCGAAUAUGCACUGACUUUAUUAUUUACACCUAGCUAAUACUCAUUAGAGCUCCCUUUGUGUCCUGAAAUGAAAAAUCCUUGGCUUGGUUGAUGGAAAUAUUCUAGAGGGAUGUUUGUCCGUGCUGAAUCAAUAACGACCUUGAGUUCCUUCAAUUUUUUGGCUGCACAUCGAAACUUUUAACAUCCUGUUUACCUCAGUCCCAAAAUGCAUUAUUGUGUUGAGAUGUGGGGACUGUGCUGACCACUGGAGUGAACUAAAGUGACUCAUGUUUGUGGAGGUGUCUUGAGGCAACAAUUGCUGAGUGACAUGGUGCAUUAUUCUGCAGGAAGAGACGACAAAGGUACACUCGCAUUUAUUGUUGCAAAGCUAAGUCUAAGGCUGUUGUUUAGUCAGUUGUAUUUAUAUUCUAUGUAAAUGUGUCAAGUAUUUAAGCCCUCUAGGAUGUGUUAUUUUAAUUAUAGCACAUCAAUUAUCAUUGCCAAAAAUGAGGAGUGGCCUUAAUAUAAAAAAAGCUGCACAAUGAAACAAUGCAACCCAAUAUCUCUACAAUGAAUACUAACCAUGUGAAGUCUAUAAUGUUCAGUUUUAGUUGAGACACUAUAAGACAGGUAUUGAUUCAGCUUUCAACUCUAUUAUUCAGCUCAUUUUGACAUCUCUCUCCCACCUUGAACUGUACUGACAAUAUAACGUAACAAAGCACAACAUCAAAAACUAAAGAUUAUUACAGAUCACUCUCAAUACAAGCUUUAUACAGAUUAGUUAUUGCAGGAAUAUUCAACUGCAUGAUACAACUGCUUUGAUUUUACUAUUGUUGGAUAACAGGAUUCAUUAAUGAAGUGCCAAAUUAUACUUUUUCAGUAAUAUAAUUGCACUGCCACUGUAUACUGCAUUGUUUUAUUUUUCUGUUAUAUUUAGGAGGAGUAUACUUCUCCUGUAGCCUUAAUAAUGUGAACAAUGCAAUUAAGACUUAACAGAACGCAUCAAACCCCUUUGAAAUGAAUUUCAUGAUGAAAGAUUGUAAGUAAUUGUUCCAUCCUCAAAGAUGCCAAUAAGUUUGGAGGGCAGUUUAUGUGAACAGUAUGUCUGUAAUUAUAUAAGUUCAAUUAAUCAUUUGCAGAAGGCAAAUAUAUAAAUAAAUGCAUAAAUAAAAUCAUGAGAUCUGUAUUUGUGGAGAAUUUUUUGUAUUUUGGUUACACCAAACAUAUUUAUGUAAUCUACAUACUUAAUGUCUCUCUACAGUUUUGUCUAAUACAUUACUCUUGCUCAUUAAUUACACUGGUUUAUACAAUCCAUUAAUCAGGAUAAUGCUUUAUCACAGUGUGUUGUUUAUGCUCAUAUAAAAUGUGUGCGUUGUCUAGCACAAUACAGGACUGCAAAGAAUCGACAAGUAGAAACACACUGAGGUUAUGAACAAAGAAACAUCAAUAAUGAAUCUCAGACACAGAAGAGAAGCAUAUUAACAGAAACAUGUAGUGAUAGAAGUUAUCAAAAAUAUCACUAAUACAUGGUUAGGAUGUUUGGUGAAUCUUAAAAAUGUAUUUCUUUAAGCCUCUCAGAAUGAUUCGAAACAAUACACAUACUAUACUUUCAAUCAAACAUUGAACCGGUGAUGCAAUAUACUUCUAUUAUAAGGACACGAUCAUUAAUUGUACAUUUUCAGCCUGUUUGCACAAUAGCAGCAAAGCAAAUUAUACUUUUAUACAUAUAUCUUCUUUUCUAAUCAAAAUAAUGCUAUGGAACAUUACAGGUUUUUACUUUACUGCAUCAGUAGUUAUGUCCAUACUUGUUUACACAUACUUGACUAAAAUACGCAAAUAAGCAAGUUUAAUAUUCCACUCAUCAUGCUUCGAUAAAAGAGAGUAGAUUUUCUGCAUGGUUGGUUCCAAACAUAUUUCAUACAUCUGCAAGUCUCCAAACAGUUUGUUAGUCACUGUAGAGUCAUCACAAAUUAAGACGGGAAAGAUAUCAGAAUACCUUUUUACAAACUAUAAAGAAAUCGGACAAAAUAAUUAUGUAGAGAAAACAUUUUCAAUUCC